AACCUAAAACAGUCGACAACGAAACUCACAACCGAGAGAAAAUCAGAACGAAUAAUAACAAUAAAAAAAUAUAUAAAAUAUUUAAACAAAAUAAAAAAGUUAACGAGCGAAAAAUAAUUAACUAAUUCAAGUGAAAAUUUCAUAAAGUUAAACAAGAAAAACAAAAAAAAGAAGAGAAAAAAUUAUUUAUAUACUUAAAAUGGAUAAACAAAACACGUCUAAUCCCACUAACAACUAUAAUGUACCCUUGGGAGUCGGUACUAGUACCUCAAGUGGUGUAACUGUUUUCGAUCCCUCUGUAACAAACAAUAAUCCCCCACCACCACCACCAACAUACGAUCAGGCCAUGGGUAAUCCAGCAACGGCUGCUAAAGCAACUGGUACAUACACUACAUCGGCGGGUUGGAAUGCCCCCGGUAUGGGGGCAGCAAAUGCGGGAUAUAAUACAACAACAACUACAACAUAUACCACAUAUGGUACGACAGUACCACCAUCUACAACACAACAACCAAGAAAUGUACCACAACAAACGACAUUCGUCCAACCGCCAGUUGUGAUAAUACAGCAACAACCCAUGUUACCACUUGGUCCGGAGCCAGUGUACUUAACGUGUCCAGCAUGUCAUAUACAGAAGUUAACACGCAUUGAAUACGAACCAAGUUCAAGAACACAUUUAAUGGCUGCUUUAUUGUGUUUAGUUGGUUUAUGGUGUUGUGUCUGUUUGCCAUAUUGCGCCGGUAGUUGUAUGAACACUCAUCAUUAUUGUGGAAAUUGUGGUAAAUUUUUGGGUACUUAUGGCAACGCAUUAUAAAGAAUAUGGUUGAAACGAUUUAUUAAUUUCAUGUAAAUAAAUAAAUAUUUUUUAAUGUUAUUUAAAUAAAGCAAAAGGGCUUAACUGUCAUAAAUUUGAAAUAGAAAGUUAACAAUUCAUGCACAAUUUGUGGCAAGUUGAUGUGAAGCUCUUUUCAUAAUUAAAUCCAAAGAAUGUAUUUGUAAAUAUUUAGUUAAAUUGUAAAUUAUACAUUUUUAUUUAUAAAAUAAUCAUUUAAGUAUUAUUUGUUAAACAUUUAAAUUAAUUAAAUAAACAAUCAUAUUUUUUCUUCAAUUGCAUGAAUAAUAAAUUGAUUCAUCAAAUAAAAGGUGCUAAAUUUUAAGGCAUAAAUAUUUAUAU
This is a messenger RNA of Lucilia cuprina (Australian sheep blowfly), 1171 nucleotides long. RefSeq names its product lipopolysaccharide-induced tumor necrosis factor-alpha factor homolog. Gene Ontology annotation, molecular function: zinc ion binding. The transcript has 3 exons. Lineage: Eukaryota; Metazoa; Arthropoda; Insecta; Diptera; Calliphoridae. Bases 200 to 811 code for a protein of 203 amino acids. The record is from RefSeq and is a predicted model, not a curated record.